GACGCUGGCACCAGACCCUGGUGUCCUGCACGCCCGAAUUCAGCCCUGCCCACCUUCUCAGGGGCUCCCAUUCAUUCUGGGCCAAAAGGGAACUGCCGCCCUCGCCCCCAAACUGUUGUAACCUCGUGGGCGCCGGGGGUGUCAGUACUGAAGUGAAGGGACCAUUUGGCUAAAGAUAGCUCUGGGGAUGGACGGGAGAAGGGGCAGAGAUGGACAGUUCUGGGCUUAGGAGUGCCUCGUCUUCAGGCGAGGGUCUGGGGACCCUGGAUGAAGUUUUGCUACUUCCAGAGUGACUGUCGGGUGCACAGAAUCAAAUUCUGGAAAACAGAGUCAGGAUCUGGAAGCCGGAGGAUUAGGUCGAGUCCAGGCACUGCCCAAGCCAGCAGAGCCGCCGGAGCCGCGGGCCGCCGGGGCGUCGCGGGCCCAAAUGUCAACGAGUGCCUAACCAUCCCCGAGGCCUGCAAGGGGGAAAUGAAAUGCAUCAACCACUAUGGGGGCUAUUUAUGCCUACCCCGCUCCGCGGCCGUCAUCAACGACUUGCAUGGCGAGGGUCCACCACCACCAGUGCCCCCUGCUGAACACACCAACCCCUGCCCACCAGGCUAUGAGCCUGAUGAGCAAGAAAGCUGUGUGGACGUGGAUGAGUGUGCGCAGGCCCUGCAUGACUGCCGCCCCAGCCAGCAGUGUCAUAACCUGCCUGGCUCCUACCAGUGCACCUGCCCUGAUGGUUACCGAAAGAUUGGGCCCGAAUGUGUGGAUAUAGAUGAAUGCCGCUACCGCUACUGCCAGCACCGCUGCGUGAACCUGCCUGGCUCCUUCCGCUGCCAGUGUGAGCCUGGCUUCCAGCUGGGGCCCAACAACCGCUCCUGUGUGGAUGUGAACGAAUGUGACAUGGGGGCUCCAUGUGAACAGCGUUGCUUCAACUCCUAUGGGACCUUCCUGUGUCGCUGCCACCAGGGUUAUGAGCUGCACCGGGAUGGCUUCUCCUGCAGUGAUAUCGAUGAGUGCAGCUACUCCAGUUACCUCUGCCAGUACCGCUGCGUCAAUGAGCCAGGCCGCUUCUCCUGCCACUGCCCGCAGGGCUACCAGCUGCUGGCCACACGCCUCUGCCAAGACAUUGACGAGUGCGAGUCGGGGGCGCACCAGUGCCCUGAGGCCCAAACCUGUGUCAACUUCCAUGGAGGCUACCGCUGUGUUGACACCAACCGCUGUGUUGAGCCCUACGUCCAGGUGUCUGACAAUCGCUGCCUCUGUCUGGCCUCCAACCCCCUGUGCCGGGAGCAGCCUUCAUCCAUCGUGCAUCGCUACAUGAGCAUCACCUCCGAGCGGAGCGUGCCUGCCGAUGUGUUCCAGAUCCAAGCGACCUCCGUGUACCCUGGGGCUUACAACGCCUUUCAGAUCCGUGCCGGAAACUCACAGGGGGACUUCUACAUUAGGCAAAUCAACAACGUCAGCGCCAUGCUGGUCCUCGCCCGGCCGGUGACUGGCCCCCGGGAGUACGUAUUGGACCUCGAGAUGGUCACCAUGAACUCCCUCAUGAGCUACCGGGCCAGCUCUGUACUGAGACUCACCGUCUUCGUGGGGGCCUACACCUUCUGAGGAGUGGGUGGGGGAGCCCUCAGGGAGGGGGCAGUUCCCUGUAGCUGAGGAGCCUGGGGCUCAGGGAUGACUGUGUUCUGCUAAAAGGGGAGAUGCUGUUGUGAAAGGUAGACAGAGAAAGGCAAUAAAGGGAGAAAGAAGGAGUCCUGGUGGCUGUGGGGUGGGUAACACUGUAGUGAACCCCAGACUGGGGAAGGGGCCAGGCUUGUGAAAGGUGGGCUAAGUCCACUCAAAGUAGGGGCGGGGGGCUCUGCUUAGGCUGAGGAGGCCCUGUUGAUGCAAGCUGGCAGCUGCGUCCCCAAGGCUGGGGUUUGGCCAUCAGAAUCACCCUGAGAAGAGAGGAGGUACUGAGGCUGGAGACUCCAGGCUACGGCCCAGAAAUCUGGGCUUGGCGAGUUGGCAGGGGCCCUGAGAAGCCCUGCUCUAAAUAGUGCCCAGAGGCGCUGUGUUUCAUUCCUAGCUUGGCCUCAAAUGUUCACUUUGCACAAACCCAAGUAGCUCCCUGGCCUGUUUUCCAAUCCAUAAAAUGAGAGGCAAUUGGAUCAUUAGUGUUUUCCAAGCUCUUAUCAAAGGCCAAUUUACGUCAUCAGGGAACUCUGAUGACAGAGACUAGAUUCAAAGUUGCAGUGCCUCACUGAC
Messenger RNA from Manis javanica (Malayan pangolin), 2238 nucleotides. NCBI's taxonomy places the organism in Eukaryota, Metazoa, Chordata, Mammalia, Pholidota, Manidae. The record is from RefSeq and is a predicted model, not a curated record.